Molecule: messenger RNA, 1409 nt
Organism: Physcomitrium patens
Lineage: Eukaryota; Viridiplantae; Streptophyta; Bryopsida; Funariales; Funariaceae
Product: oxygen-evolving enhancer protein 1, chloroplastic
Biological process (GO): photosystem II assembly; photosystem II stabilization
Cellular component (GO): photosystem II oxygen evolving complex
Molecular function (GO): oxygen evolving activity
Source: RefSeq, a predicted model, not a curated record
UAGCGCCAUCCAUUCCAAGUGUAUUUGAUAUGCACUCUAGCACUCGUAACCUGUGGGUUAUUGGUUGUAGGAGCUUGCGGGUGUGGACUAUUUUGCCAGGCUGAAACUAGAGCCCAGCUGCGAGCAAGGAACUGGGUGCAGCCAUGGCAGCCUCCGUUGCUUCCGCUUCGUGCAAAACGUCGGUCGCCUUGGCCUCGAACUCCAAGCUCGAGAAGGUGCAGACCAUCAAGUCAGCCUCCCUUAGCAGCGCGUUCGGCUUGACGCCGGCUGCUGCUCGCGUGUCCUGCAACUUGGAGGAGAAUGUGAGGAGCGUUGUUGAUGGCGCCAAGGCCGCUGCUCUCGUCCUGGCCUCAUCGGCCCUCAUGGCUGGGGCUGCAUUAGCUGAAGGAGUUCCACAGAGGUUGACGUUCGACGAGAUCAACGCCCAGACUUACAUGGACGUGAAGGGGUCGGGAACCGCUAACCAGUGCCCCAUUGUGGCGGAGGGAUCCGGUCAGUUUUCCUUCAAGGAUGGGGAGUACACCAUGAGGAAGCUCUGCCUCGAGCCUACCUCUUUCACCGUGAAGGCCGAGUCGCCAUUCAAGGGAGGCAGUGAGGGCUACCAGCAGACGAAGCUGAUGACUCGAUUGACCUACACUUUGGACGAAAUCGAGGGCCCUCUGACCGUUAAGGGCGGUAACCUGAGGUUCGAGGAGAAGGACGGCAUUGACUACGCCGCCGUGACCGUGCAGCUGCCAGGAGGAGAGAGGGUUCCCUUCCUGUUCACUGUGAAAGAGUUGGUGGCAGAAGGUAAACCGGAGGCAUUCGGUGGAUCAUUCUUGGUGCCUUCGUACAGAGGAUCAUCUUUCUUGGACCCUAAGGGUAGGGGUGGAUCCACCGGUUACGACAACGCCGUCGCUCUGCCUGCUGGUGGUGCCGGAGAUGAAGAGGAGUUGGCGAAGGAGAAUGAGAAGAAUACUGCUGCUUUGAACGGCAACAUCACCUUCAGCAUUGCCAAGAGCAACACGGAGACUGGGGAGAUUGCAGGAACAUUCGAGAGCAUCCAGCCAUCAGACACUGACCUGGGGUCGAAGGCUCCGAAGGAGGUGAAGAUCGAGGGUAUCUUCUACGCGCAGCUGGAUUAGACUUAAGAGAGUUCAGUGUAUCUGGCGUGGAUAGAUGUCCUUGGGCUUCGCUAGGCUUUCUCUGUGAUAUGUAAUGUUUUCGGCCCUUAAAUGGUCAAUUUGUCGAAUUUUCAUCGCUCACUGCAGAUCACUCCUAAUACUGAUAUUUCUGCGCAGUGGUAUGUCGAAACAGAAGAGUGAUUGUUCGCUAUAGCCUGAAUGGUUUCAUUGACUAACGUGAUGGAUGUGUAGAAAUCAACAUCAGAGAGCGACCUUGUAUAAUGCAUACUGGAGAUCUUUGUGGAA